CAAGGCCUGGUCGCUGAUGAGUUCCCACACCUAGACAUCAUCAAUGACUUGCUGGACGAGGAGCAGAGCGACAGGAGAAGGGUUCUUCGACCUGGAUUCGCUCAACAUUUCUCUAUGCCCAAUGAUGCCAGCAGCCUUGAUUAUGGCUUGUUCGGUGAGCCAUACCUGAUGGAUCAGGAUCAAUCCGAGCCAUACCUCGAGGAGGAGCCUCCUAGGUUUUAUAGCACAUUGAGCACUGCUCCUAGGGGGCUGAGGGACCGGAGUUAUUCACAAUUCGAUCUCCCUUCAUACUCAAGCAGCGGCCAGUUUGAUGAUCUGAUGAUGAACCAAUGGCCAUACAACCACACUGAAUUCUCCAUGCCUAGCUUUUUGUCAGACACAAGUGGCUACCCCUAUCAGUUGCAGGAUUUCUCGAGUUCGGCAAAUGGAGCAAGCAGAUACCCAUCCUAUCGCCCUGCCAAUGGGCACUGAGAAUUUUAAUGAUUGCAUUGAUAAUAAUGUGUGGUCGAGCCCAUGCUGUUCGCUUCUGAGCUGUGUAAUUGUAAUAGUUCCCCAUAGCAGUGAUAUAAAGAAUGGUUCCUCAGUUUUCUUGUUCAAUAGUUAUACCUCCCCCCCUUUA
Messenger RNA from Panicum virgatum (switchgrass), 619 nucleotides. RefSeq names its product TNF receptor-associated factor homolog 1b-like. The transcript has a single exon. The record is from RefSeq and is a predicted model, not a curated record. The annotation marks the transcript as partial. Lineage: Eukaryota; Viridiplantae; Streptophyta; Magnoliopsida; Poales; Poaceae.